UUUUGUCGCUCAGCGGACCUGUUUGGCUCGCUGCCCUGGGCGCGGGUCGGGGGUCGGGUCGGGGCCAUGUCCUUCGCGGCGAAUCUCACGAAGAUCGUCGCAGGCAAGAAAUCGGAGCUCGCGGAUCGCGAGAAGAUCGCCGAGUCGUGGAGAGACAAGGAGGCCAAGCUUCUGGACGACGCUGUGGACCUGUUCAAGCAGCGCUGCGUCAAGGAGGCUGAGCAGCAGAAGAUGGAGGCCACCAUCUCCUUCGAGGUGAUCACCAGGGAUAUCACUGACUUCCCGAAGCGAAUCCUCACAGACUCCACCUACUUCGUGGACACCUGGCCGUCGGGCACCAGCGCGGAGAGCUGGUUCUACGCGACGCGGGGGGCGAACUCCUCUUGGUCCCAGGGGGCGCCCAUCCUCUUCGCCGAGGUGCUGCAGGCGAUGCUGCCCAAGUUUGUAGACCGGGUCAAGGAGCUCGGCUUUUUGGAGUGCAACCACGAGGCAGGCACCUGGAAAGUGGCGGUGGUCUGGGAGGAACCCGAGAAGUCGGAGCGGGCCCCAGAGAAGAACAAGAAGCGGCGCAGAGACUGAGAAGCCUGGAAAGGGCCAUGGGCCAUGUCGCGCGCGUAGCAGAUCGCCUAUCAAAAGGCAUGCGCCCAGCCGUCAUGUUGCAAGCUUGUUUCUUGUUGCGGUUGAAUGGAAUGACAUGCAAUGGCCAAGUUAGGCUGGUUUGCCUGUCUCCUAUGGCUCCUGGGCAGCUCACUUGGGG
Molecule: messenger RNA, 757 nt
Organism: Effrenium voratum
Lineage: Eukaryota; Dinophyceae; Suessiales; Symbiodiniaceae
Source: the annotation of a GenBank genome assembly